Molecule: messenger RNA, 487 nt
Organism: Hymenoscyphus albidus
Lineage: Eukaryota; Fungi; Ascomycota; Leotiomycetes; Helotiales; Helotiaceae
Source: the annotation of a GenBank genome assembly
AUGGAAAAACAGGUCAUCGAAAGUACCCGGCUUGAGGCUGGCCCUGGGGUGUUGGGCUCCCAUGUACACAGCAGUUUGAACCGCGAUGAGCAAGAAAUGGCAUUUUUCGGAAAGACGCAGCAAUUGAAGGUUAAUAACGCCAGAGAAGCUUACGGUGCAUUUUCACUGAUAUAUCUUAGCGAAAUUUCGGAUUCUUGUCCAUCGCCGGGUUUGUUUGCAGUCUGCUCUCCACCUGGGAAGGGUUAUUUGGGUAUGUUUUCUUCUCGAUUUCUUCUUGUGAGGUAAUCUUACUGACGCUGGACGUAGCGUUGGGUCAAUAGAAUAUUUUGUCAAGUAAGUAAAGAGAUAAAUAUGUUGAAAAUAUUCAACAUCGACAUGCAACUCCCCCCAUUCUCCACUUAUGACAUAGCACUCUGUACACCAACAGCCUCGGCUAAGUAUCUACCAACCGAGACUCUACAAUAACAUCUUGCUGCACUAUGUACAG